This is a messenger RNA of Pyrenophora tritici-repentis Pt-1C-BFP, 1741 nucleotides long. RefSeq names its product AmtB, Ammonia permease. Gene Ontology annotation, cellular component: plasma membrane. Gene Ontology annotation, molecular function: ammonium channel activity. The record is from RefSeq and is a predicted model, not a curated record. NCBI's taxonomy places the organism in Eukaryota, Fungi, Ascomycota, Dothideomycetes, Pleosporales, Pleosporaceae. Gene Ontology annotation, biological process: ammonium transmembrane transport.
AUGUCGCACUCAUGGAUCGGCGCGCCCGCCCAAUUCAACGGCACUGAUAGCGUCACUGGUGGUGAUUCUGUCACCGAAAACCUCAACCAAUGGUACCAAUCGGGCGACCAGGCCUACAUCCUCGUGGCUUCGGCCAUGGUGCUGGUCAUGGUACCGGGCCUAGCCUUUCUCUAUUCAGGUCUUGCUCGCAGAAAGUCUGCCCUCUCCCUCAUCUGGGCUUGCAUGUUCUCUGCCUCCGUCAUUACUUUCCAAUGGUAUUUCUGGGGAUACUCCCUUGCUUUUGGUCCCUCUACAAAUGGCUUCAUCGGCAACCUCGACAAGUUUGGCCUCAAGGGUGUGUUGGCUAUGCCCAGCCAAGGAAGUCCUCUGAUUCCUGAGCUGCUAUACUCCUUCUACCAGCUACAAUUCUGUUCCGUCACUGGAGCCAUUGUCGUCGGUGCCGUAGCCGAGCGCGGUCGUUUAAUUCCCAUGAUGAUUUUCAUCUGGCUCUGGGCCACAAUUGUAUACUGCCCUGUCGCAUACUGGGCCUGGAACGCAAACGGAUGGUUCUUCAAGUGGGGUGGAAUGGACUACGCUGGUGGCGGUCCCGUCGAAAUCGUCUCCGGUUGCUCAGCUUUGGCCUACUCCAUGAUUCUCGGACGUCGCCAGGAGAAGAUGAUGCUCAACUUCCGCCCACACAACGUAUCUUUGAUCACCUUGGGAACCGUCUUCCUGUGGUUCGGCUGGCUGGGCUUCAACGGUGGUUCCGCUUUCGGUGCCAACCUCCGUGCCGUCAUGGCCUGCUGGAACAGCAACCUUACCGCCAUGUUCGCCGGUAUGACUUGGGUCAUUCUUGAUUGGCGUCUUGCUCGCAAGUGGUCAAUGGUCGGUUGGUGCUCAGGUGUCAUCUCCGGACUUGUCGCCGCUACUCCCGCUUCCGGUUUCAUUCCACUUUGGGCCAGCGUUGUCCUCGGUAUCACUACGGGUAUCGUUUCUAACUUUGCCACUAAGAUCAAGUUCUGGAUCAGGAUCGACGAUUCCCUCGAUGUCUUCGCUGAGCACGGUAUCGCCGGAAUGGUCGGCCUCUUCUUCAAUGGUCUCUUCGGUGCCGACUAUAUCAUCGGUCUGGACGGUGUCAACAAUGGACUUACAGCUGGUGCCAUCACAGGCGAGGGAGCCGCAGUCUACAAGCAGAUUGCUUACAUCUGCGCCUGCACUGCCUACUCCUUCGUUGUCAGCGCCCUCCUCGCUUUCGUCAUCGACAAGAUCCCUGGUCUCCAGUUGCGCGCAUCUGAGGAGGCUGAACUCCUCGGUAUGGACGAUGACCAGCUUGGCGAGUUCGCAUACGAUUACGUUGAGGUUCGUCGUGAUUACCUUGCCUGGACACCCGCCAAGGGCGAGCCCAUUGACGGAGAACACUCCGUACCCCAAGGCGACCGCCACGGCAUCCCACAACACAGCCAAAUGCUCGAGGGCAAGGCACCUUCAGAAAACUCCAGCAACGAGCACACUGGUAUUGGAGGCGAUAGGCACGCCAUGGCCAUGGGUGCUGAGCACCAAAACGAGAAGCAGGUGCAUACCUAAGCUUUCGCUUGUUUGGAUUUCUGCUUGAGGCUGCUUUGAGUAAAUUGUUUCGAGAUACCACUUGCGCUUCCGUCAUUGAGCAGUGCCUUUUUUCUUAUAUAUAUAUCUUUUAGACCCAGUGUACGAUUAUCACCUUGUUCACGCAUGUGCAUAUAAUUGAAUGUAUACAUCACAUCAA